AAGUUUUAAGGUUAUAAAAUAAACUGUGGUAAACUUUGUGUAAUGCCGUUAACUAAUUCAAAUCCUUAAACCAAUUCGAAUUAGUAAUUUGAAUCAAAUCAAGUACGAACAAUAUGGAGCAGACACUACCUUCAUAAGUAGGCCUUUUCUCAUUUAAGUCAGUGCCUUCAUAGAAAUGGAUGAAUACCUCUGGAAUCAGUUAGACGUUGAACCUCCCCCAUCUAUGUGUGUGCAACUGGAAUGUUCAGGCAAACUAAGAUCCAGUUUAGACAGUAUGUGUAAAGAAGCUAAGGAGCUACUGCUGGGUAAAUCAUUCAGAAUAGAGGCAACUUUCAUAUCAAGAAUUUUACACCGUUACAAGAACCAAUUUAGAUUAAUAAAAGCAUUCAAGUUUCUAAGGAAGAUUAAUCAAACUUUGUUGAGAGUACCAAAAUUGAAUCUGAAGGAAGUUUUUAGUGAGCUUGCGUCCUGCAUCUCUAGUGAAUUCAUGCCGAGCAAUCAAAUGGUGGAGUUCUCCAUGCUUCGUCUUCAAAGCCUCAGUUUUCUCCUGGCCCGGCUGAUUUGCACCUGUGAAGAGGUUUUUCUAAUUCUAAAGUCCUACUUGGAAGCACCAGGACCAUGGGACGUUUGGCUAACUUUCCAAGCUUCUAUCAGUAGAAUAUGGGUUUUAUCUCACCACUUACUGCAAAAAACUGACAACUGGUAUGAAGUUCUGAAUCGUUACCGAUCUAAAUUGGAUGUAACAGAUCACUGGCUUCCAGAGUCUUAUUCUUUACCUGAAAAUCUUUUGUCUUGGGUAAAUCAACAACUUAUCAAAAAUGGACUUUCACCACUUGUUGUCGAAAACAUUUACAAGGCAAAAACUGCAAAUACAGUUAGUGCAGAAUUCGAUUCAAACAGAGAGCCUUCCCCCACGAAAUCGAACAUGAAUGAGAUGGAUGUAAAAGAGUUCGCAAUGCCAAAAGCAAUAAAAGGCAAAAGAAGAGGAAAUAGAGGGCUGAAAGCAAUCAAGAAGAAAAAGAAAACCAGUGAGACAACGGAUAUUCACUCUCUAGAUCAGUUGAAGAAAUUCCUGAAUACUGAAGUAGACCUGCGAAGUAGAUCAGAUUCUAGGCAAAACUGUAUUACGAAAAGUCUGGAUCCUGUUGAAUGGGAUAUUUUAAGAACUAUCUUGUUAAAGUCCAUCGAAAAAAUUACAAAAAAACCGGAAUCAUCAGAUAAAAUUCUGGGAAAAGUCAGACAAACACUCCAGGUGGCAAUUUCUUAGCCAUUUAAUUUUCUGAUCUCCAUUCAAAUUUUUAAUCUAGAUUCUAGAUCUAAGAUUUUAUAGAAGAUACUCAGGUACAUAAUAAGAAUAUCUACAAAUGAAGAACUCAUCAGAGUAUGACCUUGACCAACCACGAAGUAUAUCAAAAGAAAGUGCCCUGCUCAUUAAUUCCAUGGUACCUGUUUAGCUGAAUAAAUAUGAUUUUAAUAUUUUACUCUUUUGAAAA
Molecule: messenger RNA, 1493 nt
Organism: Bemisia tabaci
Lineage: Eukaryota; Metazoa; Arthropoda; Insecta; Hemiptera; Aleyrodidae
Product: nucleolus and neural progenitor protein
Biological process (GO): positive regulation of Notch signaling pathway
Cellular component (GO): nucleus
Source: RefSeq, a predicted model, not a curated record